CUGUUACGCAGGGAAAUCGAUUCUGUGUGGAGGGUCUUGGUUUUGCUGAUAGUUUGUGAUAAACGAUGUCGUCCUUCGGAAGGAUACGUACGUCUGCGGUGGUGCUAGUGCUUGCAGUAAUUUGUCUUUGUACGCGUGACACAGUCGACGCGAUAGAAUGUUACAGCUGUGAGGAUGAGAACUGUGUCCGUGUGUCCACGGCGGGUAUUACGAUCACCUGUGAGAAUUCGAAUGAUCGCUGCUUCACCAGAUACAACCCAACCAGCCUUUUGCCCAUACAACGUGGAUGUCUCAAGCAAACCGAGGUGGCUACGUGUACUGGGGACGAUUGUGUCUUUUGCGACACGGCAGAUCUAUGCAAUGAAGCUGGCAGUCCGAGGCAUCAAUGUGCCGUGUGCUCUUCACUUGUCGAUUCGAACUGUCUGACUAAUCCGGCCUCGCUGACUGCCGUACAGUGUCCCGCUCCAUCCAACGUCGACUUGACGGCGGCACAGUGCUACAGUCGAGUGAUCGGUAGUGUUACCGAACGUGGUUGUAUUACCGCUCAAGGUGAUGUGGACGGUUGCACUGGAUUGGAUUGUGCCACUUGCACUGGAAACGGGUGCAAUCGGAACGAGUUCCCCGCCAACAGAAUCCAAUGCGUUCAGUGUGAUGAUGCGGUCAGUUGCAAUGAGGACGAAAGCUCCUCGGUCUAUUGCGAUGACGUGGAGGAUGUGUGUGUCACCUUGCACAGAGCAAACGGCAACGUCAUGAAAUCAUGUAAAAAUGCAAUGCUGGCUGCAGACGCGGCUUACUGUCUAGCCAAUCCGUCCCAGUGUAACUACUGUGGAAAGAAGCUCUGCAACGGUGUACCGUUUAGCGCUAGUGCCGUCACCAAAAGUUGCUAUCAGUGCGAUGGAGCCGACUGUCUUAAGUCGAGCGUUCAUCUUGUCAGUUGUCAGCUCACGGAUGAGGACUGUUACGGCAUGUUUAGCGGAUUUAAUCCAUCACGCCGUGGCUGUACGCAAGAGCUGACGAGAGCAGAGAAAGCUGCUUGCAAUGAACCUGAUUGCACUGUCUGCAGUGAGUCGGAAUGCAAUUUACAGUCCCGGGCCGAUCACCGCUGUGGAUACUGCUCCACCGUGAAAGAUACUAACUGCAUUGCCCCUGCCAGUGGUGCUCUUACCGUUGUGCAAUGUCCAGCACCAUCCACAGAUGUUUCCGAUGCACAAUGCUACACCAAAAUUGUUGGUGAAUCAGUUACUGAGCGAGGAUGCAUUAGUGCCGCAUCCGAUCUACUUGGUUGUGCUGCAGACGGUCACAACUGUGCGACCUGUAACAUCGAGAAUGACGGAGAAGCUUGUAAUGGUGACCUUUUCCCAACCGAUCGUCGACGCUGUACAAUUGGUACGACUGCUAAUGCUUACUGUCCCAAUCCAUGGGAUGAUUGUGUACAGCUGCUACAGAGUGGAACACGCAAACGCACUUGCCGAUCGUCCUUGAGUGAACUAGAACGCAACUUCUGUGCGAACAAUACGAACCGUUGCCAAUUCUGUUCUAGUGAUAAUUGUAACGCUGCGGAAGUUAACUUCAACUACAUCGAAUGUCUUUCCUGUGACUCUGCGACGGAUAUCCGAUGCGCCACGAAUCCUAUAGCAUUGACAACCUAUGAAAAGUGUGCCACGUGUGCUACGGCCGUUAUAACGAGUGGAGAAAAGACAACCACACGCCGCGGAUGUCUUGCCAGUCUUCCUGCAGAUGUGUCGAACCAGUGUACUAUUACAGCCGGUAGUUCUUGUCAACGUUGCACCAGUAACCGGUGCAAUGUGGGCAAUUUCCCAUCGGAUCGAUUACAAUGCUAUCGGUGCGUGGAUGCACCUUGUGUGUCACAUCAAAACGUAAGACUCGAGUAUUGUCCAGAGUAUCGUGCCGGCGACCGUUGCCUGCUGGAAUCGGAUUCGAGCGGUCAAUUACUUCGAUUAGAUUGUCGCAGCUCGUUAACAGACAGCGAAUUGUCUGCAUGUUCGGGACGUUGUCAAAUGUGUAACACAUCGGGCUGUAAUGAUCCAAUGGCCUAUAGCACUUCCGGCAGUUGUGUACAGUGUCGCAGCUCACUAAACUCACUCUGUCGCAGUGAAGCAACGCAAGUUGCACCGGAACCGUGCACCAUUCCCGCGAACUCUCAGUGCUACAGCCGGCUGGUCGACGGUGUAACUGAACGCGGCUGUAUGAGCGAUCUGGCGUCAAGUGAGCAAAGUGCUUGCACACGUGGUGAGAACUGUCUCGUGUGUAAUUCGCGCACCAACAACUGCAACACCGUACAAUAUCCUGUUGCACCACUCACCUGUUUCCAGUGUGAUUCACGCACUGACGGCGAAAGCUGUACGAUUGCCCAGACAGGCACAGCUCCCGAAUGUUCGACAUACGACACUGCCAACAAGUGCUACACGAUCGUGCAGUCAAACGGCGACACUGUGCGGAAGUGUUCGACGUUGGCACGCGAGCUAGUGUGUGGUACGGCGAGCGGUUGUGAGGUUUGUCUCUUCCGUGGAUGCAAUAUGAAGGCCAACUCGGCCAUCGGCACUAUAGAGCCACCCGUACGAACGACAACACCGGGGCCCACUAACGGCGGAAGUACAAUAUUUGGUAGCUACACUGUAAACAUUGUUAUAUUGCUGGGAGUUCGGCUCAUUUGGACACAUUAGUAUAGUUCACGUAGCGAUGUAGAUAACAGUUUUGCCGUGAUAGUUAAAAUAAGAUUCACAAAAAUAUGUGCCAGCCAAAAAAUUAAAAA
Anopheles funestus (African malaria mosquito) is the source of this 2773-nucleotide messenger RNA. RefSeq lists its product as uncharacterized. Lineage: Eukaryota; Metazoa; Arthropoda; Insecta; Diptera; Culicidae. The record is from RefSeq and is a predicted model, not a curated record. The transcript has 7 exons. Bases 66 to 2684 code for a protein of 872 amino acids.